AUGUUAUAAGAGCAUAAGCUUAUACUGUUAGUAUACUUGUUUUAUUCUUUCGUGGUUACAUUAAACCCUCGUAUUAUUAUUCAAAAUGCCCACCUCGAAAAACUUGAAGUAAGCAUAACCUCCAAAUUUUGUCGAGAGAAGGAAGAAGUAAUUAAUUGUUCGUUGUUGUUUCAUUAUCGAAACGCUUAUUGUCGAAGAGUUUCGAAAUGAUUAAAAGAGCAAAGUUUCUCGAAAGUUUGAUUAAAAGAAGGCAAAACCAUUUUUCGUUCGGGAAACUUUUCUCAGAAGCUGCUGCAACUGAUAACAAUGAGAAAACGACACAUUUUGGAUUUAAAACUGUUAAAGAAAGUGAUAAGGAGAAAGAAGUCUAUACGGUAUUUGAGAAGGUAGCAAAUUCUUACGAUCAAAUGAAUGAUGCAAUGAGUUUUGGAAUUCAUCGUAUUUGGAAAGACAUAUUUAUUCAAAGACUGGCACCGACUCAUGGAAGUAGAUUAUUAGAUUCGGCUGGUGGUACAGGGGAUAUUACGUUUCGAUAUUUACAGUAUUUGAAAAACUCAAAAAAUUAUCAAGGUUUAAAGAGUUCUGUAACGGUUUGCGAUAUAAACGAAAAUAUGUUAGAUGUAGGAAAAAUUAGAGCUAAAAAACAGGGUUGGACAAGUCAAGAUAAUGUUGAAAUCGAGUGGAAGCAAUGCGAUGCAGAAAAACUUCCUUUUAAUGAUGAUUCAUAUACGGCUUAUACAAUUGCUUUUGGGAUAAGGAAUGUAACACAUAUUGACAAGGUCCUUUCUGAAGCAUAUAGAGUACUUAGCCCAGGUGGUCGAUUUAUGUGUUUAGAGUUUAGUCAUGUUGACAACGAUGUGUUAAGAUGGUUUUACGAUCAAUAUUCGUUUCAAAUGAUACCUGUACUGGGUACACUCAUAGCAGGAGAGUGGCAGUCUUAUCAGUAUCUUGUUGAAAGCAUUAGAAAAUUUCCAAGACAGGAGAAUUUCAAGGAAAUGAUCGAACAGGCAGGAUUCAGAAAUGUAACUUACGAAAAUUUAACCUGUGGAAUAGUAGCUAUCCAUUCGGGAUUUAAAUUGUAAUCCAAUGGUAUCUUAUUUAGGUGAAUCGUUUAAUUAUAAAUUUGUACAUAAAAAUUAAUACAGGAUAUAAUAAAUUAUUUAUUAUGUUUGGA
This is a messenger RNA of Hylaeus anthracinus, 1174 nucleotides long. RefSeq names its product 2-methoxy-6-polyprenyl-1,4-benzoquinol methylase, mitochondrial (gene Coq5). The record is from RefSeq and is a predicted model, not a curated record. Gene Ontology annotation, molecular function: methyltransferase activity. The coding region runs from base 207 to 1082 and encodes 291 amino acids. NCBI's taxonomy places the organism in Eukaryota, Metazoa, Arthropoda, Insecta, Hymenoptera, Colletidae. Gene Ontology annotation, biological process: ubiquinone biosynthetic process. The transcript is spliced from 5 exons.